AUGGUAAGGGCUACUAGAGAUCAUAAUCAUAAUAGAAUGGAUCAGGAUGGUAUAUUAGAAGAUCGAUCAAAACCAAAUGAACAUUCAGUGCCGCAAGAUGAACAACGCCAACAACACCACCAACAACAGCGAUUGUCACAGCUCUCAAUGGGUGAACAGAGUAUAGGAUCUCAAGAUUCCGGAUAUAUAUCUAUUAAAGAUUUUGCAUACGAACCAUCAGAUCCUUUAUACCAUGGGUAUACUGAAGAUUUCGAGGGAUUGGAGUUGGAGCCAGAGACCGAUAUAUCAGAUGUACCUUACAAGGAAGAAGCUGAACAUGAUGACGACCAACGGUAUGAGAAUAGAAGGCAAAGUAUUGUUUUGCCAACGGAUUACGUGAUAAAUCGAUUGGCAGUGGCAUUAUAUGAUUUUGAGCCGGAGAACGAUAAUGAGUUAGAAUUACAAGAAGGCGAUGUUGUUUUUAUUAGCUAUAGACAUGGGCAAGGUUGGCUAGUUGCUGAGAAUCAGAAUAGAACCAAAACUGGAUUAGUACCUGAAGAAUUUGUUACUUAUGCCAAUGAAGAUGACGAAAAUUGGGCUGAAUAUGAGGAAGGGUUCCAAGAUACGGCGAGACCAUUUUAUUUGACGCAUUUCAUCAUACAAGGUAUGCAAGAUCCAUCAUCAAAUUCGAAUACAAAUUCAAUUUCUAAUCCAAAUCAACAAGAAUCAAUUGGUAAUGAAGAAGAACAUCAUGAGGACAGUAAUGGUAACGGUAAAAUUCAGCAAAAUGAUUCGAAUCAUGAGGAUAAUGACCAAUGGGAAGAUAUCGAUCACUUCCAAGGGGACUUCGCUGAUAAACUUAAGAUAUCCUCGUCAUCGAAUAGUUGA
Molecule: messenger RNA, 867 nt
Organism: Zygosaccharomyces rouxii
Lineage: Eukaryota; Fungi; Ascomycota; Saccharomycetes; Saccharomycetales; Saccharomycetaceae
Gene: NBP2
Product: adaptor protein NBP2
Exons: 1
Coding region: 1-867 (288 amino acids)
Molecular function (GO): protein binding
Source: RefSeq, a predicted model, not a curated record